UUGAGAGUGAAUGCAACUGUUGUCAGAUAUCUGCAGAACGUUGAGAAACGUGAAAAGGCUGAAACCGCAGAGAAUAUCGAGACGUCGAUUAGAGAAAAACGAUAAUCAAAUAGCAAUUAUUUUUCUUUUUUUGGAGCGCAAAAAUGGUCAAGGAACGUGCCCAAGCAAUUUCAAUUGCAAAUCGUUAUUUUAUGUUGGCCGAUGAAAUGGCUCCCAAUUUUAAGGAUCAUCUUACAGAGCAUGUUGUACUCAAAUGGUUCGGGCAGGUGAUUAAAGGAAAAGAAAACGUAGCUGCCUUUUUACUGUCCAAUGAAAUAAAAACUUUUCACACGUUUUCUGAUAUUAUGCCAAUUUCGGAUAUUUCUUACAAACAGUCAAAUCGGAAGAUAAAACGGUCCUUGGAUCAAAACGCUAAGUGCGAAACCUACACAAGCAAUUAUUUACGCGAAGCACCGGCUAUUUCUUCACACGAGAUUGAAAUGUCAAUGACCUGUGAAAACGUAAAAGAUUAUGAUAAAAAGAGUAAUGCGAACGACAGAGCUGUCAUACAUAACGCAGCUAGUAACGAAUAUGAAUCACAAAAAUAUCUAGACAAACAUCUAGACGACAAUCUAGAACAAUAUCUAGAAGACAAACUAAGAAUAUUCGCAGAUCGCGACGACGUGAAUGUCAUUACAGACGUAAAUAAAAAUGAACUUAGUGCGAAUGCAAUCGCCGGGAUGGAUGGCAAGAGUUAUAGUCUUAACAAGAACGAUCUCUGUAAUCUUUUCGAGCCCGAGAUUAUGUCUCAGCCCAUCGUCGGGAAGAUACAGAACAUUAAUAGGAUAAAAUUGAAAGAGGAAAUGGCACCAACCAUCAGAGCCAUCAACAGAGAGUGCGGUCAAGGAGAUGGACCUGUUACUGAAGCUAACGCGACUAAGUACCUGGAAGCGAACGGAGAAAUAAAAUUUGUACAAAUGGCUGCACAAGCAGAUUCCUUGUUUUUAUAUCAUUGGUCAAAACUAGGGAAGAAAAAGUAUUGGACACGACAAUGCAAGCUGCAGAUCGCAUAUUCAUUAAUCGACAAUUGUUCGCCGACAGUUACUAGAAAAUGUUACAGUGCACAAGAAAAUGCUUGUGAACAAGCUGAAGCUCGCAUGUCGGACCUAUCAGCUAAGGUACGCCACGAUGCGAAUGAAAUACAAAAAAGUAAAGUGCCAAGUUUGGAAGAGGCAAUCCAAGCUAGUAAUAUAUCAAUACAGGACGUAAAUAAUUUCGGUGGUUACUUGAAACCCUUAAACUUUUUAGAGGAUCGUGAAAAUUUUUUAAAAACUUUUGAAGCCACAAUAAAGGAUUGCGAUAUAAAUUUGCGCAUUUAUUGCAACAACAAUAAAUUGAUUUGCGAUUUUUUAAAUAGAAAACCACUUGAGGUUACAUAUCAAAUUCACGAGAUCGUUUAUAAGAGAGUCGAAGCAAAUACACAUAGCACAAAAAUAAACAGUGCAGGUACAAAAUAAAACUAUCGCACAUGUUUGCGGUUAAAAGGCAGUUGCAUAUGUUUGGUCUUAGUUAGAUAAUAUUGUCAGGUGAACCAAUUGGAUACGCCUGGGUGAAUUGUCAUUCGUAACAGGUAAAGUCUGUUUCCUGUGUUAACCUAAAAGCUAUUUAAAUUCUUACAAGGUUAACACUUUGUACACACGAUUCAAAAAUUUUGUUUUGCAAAUUUCUUUGAAAUUAAGAAACCUGUAAUUAAUAACAACAUUUAUAUACAAUUUUAUUUUUUAAAUAAUUUUACAAAUACUAAAGAUGUUAAAGAUGUAUGUAAGUCAUUGAAACAUUUUUUUAUUUGUAAAAUAAUUUACUUGUAAAAAUAAUGAAAUCCUAAUUUAUCGUAAUUGUCAUGAUCCAAUGCGUGUAGAAAAAGUUCCGAAAAACAACGUGUGUACACAGUGUUAAAAAGACAUUUUAAGCUUGUAAAUUUGUAACAAUUUUUUUGAAAUUACAUAAUAAUUAAUUAGUAUGCACUGCUGCGAAAGUACCAAAAUGCAUAUGAUUCACAUUAUGAGAUGAUCUCGGUC
Molecule: messenger RNA, 2057 nt
Organism: Solenopsis invicta (red fire ant)
Lineage: Eukaryota; Metazoa; Arthropoda; Insecta; Hymenoptera; Formicidae
Exons: 4
Coding region: 144-1496 (450 amino acids)
Source: RefSeq, a predicted model, not a curated record